Molecule: messenger RNA, 816 nt
Organism: Alternaria incomplexa
Lineage: Eukaryota; Fungi; Ascomycota; Dothideomycetes; Pleosporales; Pleosporaceae
Exons: 2
Coding region: 1-816 (271 amino acids)
Source: RefSeq, a predicted model, not a curated record
AUGGCCGACUCUUCAAUCGUCUUCAUCACGGGCGGCAACACUGGCAUUGGGUACGAGACCGUAAAGGCUCUGUAUGCUUCACCACAACCGCACACCAUCCUGAUGGGUAGUCGCUCUCUCGAAAAAGCCGAAGAUGCCAUCUCCAAGCUCAAAGGUGAAGUCUCAGAGGCCAAAUCAGAUGUCGUCCCCAUCCAAAUCGACAUUGAGGACGAUGCGUCGAUCGAAAACGCAUUCAAGAACAUCGAGAGCAAUUAUGGUCACAUUGACUCGCUGAUCAACAAUGCCGGCGGAUCUUUUGAUGGCAUCAUGCGCAAGGACCCUAGCCCCAAAGGCAUUCGCGCAGCUUGGGACAGAAGCUACUCCCUUAACGUCACUUCCACCCAAGUAGUGACCCAUCUUUUCGCGCCCCUAUUGAUAGCCUCCAAACACCCUAGGCUUCUCUUCGUGACUUCUGGUCUGUCUUCCCUCGAAACCUCUUCCAGUAGCUUCAAUUCCAAGCUCAUGAACGCACCGCCGCCAAAGGGUUGGCCCAAGCCACCAUCCAUGGCCCAAACAGCUUAUCGCUCGAGUAAGGCUGGGAUGAACAUGAUGAUGCUAGACUGGACACAAAGUCUUAGCGUCGAUGGAGUCAAAGUCUUUGGCAUCAGCCCCGGAUUUCUGGCUACGGGAUUGGGAGGCAUGGGGCCGGAAAUGUUGAAGAAAUGGGGUGCGGGCGACCCAAGUAUUGGGGGCGUGUUCAUCAAGGAUGUUGUGGAAGGGAACAGAGACGAGGAUAGCGGCAAAGUUAUCAACAAGGAUGGUGUGCAGCCUUGGUAG